Aphanomyces invadans is the source of this 600-nucleotide messenger RNA. RefSeq lists its product as hypothetical. The transcript has a single exon. The record is from RefSeq and is a predicted model, not a curated record. Gene Ontology annotation, cellular component: cortical microtubule, transverse to long axis. Lineage: Eukaryota; Oomycota; Saprolegniomycetes; Saprolegniales; Verrucalvaceae. Gene Ontology annotation, biological process: cortical microtubule organization. Bases 51 to 521 code for a protein of 156 amino acids.
GCCGAAACCAACCGAGGAAAUCUAUUCUCUCACUUUACAUUUCGACCGCCAUGGCCCAGCGCUCUUCGACCCGCCUCCACCAUGCGCCUGGAGGACAGUCCACGAUGGGCUCGUUGAUCUUCGGCGGCGGUGACAACUCGGCUGAAGAAGACCGUCCUCGCCGCGGCGUACGCAAGAUGGAAACCCCCGAACAACAGCAGGUCAGCAAGGACCAAGCCACCAACCAACUCAAUGGACAACAACAGCAACACCUUACGGCGGAAUCCCAAAAUGUCUCGUCCAACCGUUAUGCCAGCGGUACUUCGCAGAAUACGGGCAACGUGAUCACUGAUCGCAGCACGACGCGCAUUCACGCACCGCCUGGUGGACUGUCGUCGAUCGGUCAAUCUGACUACCAACGUGGCUCGUCCAACCGCUUUGCAAGUGGUUCGUCGCAAAACACGGGCAAUGUCAUCACUGACCGAAGUACCACGCGCAUCCACGCACCUCCUGGCGGCGCGUCGUCGUUUCGACUCGGUUAAGCGCAUAGUGCGUGUCAACGAUUGGAAUUGUAGCGACUCCCUUGAAAUAUAUAUAAAGAACAAACAACUUGCGCUUCCA